GUUGAAAGUUCUUAAAACCCAAAAAAAAAAACACAAAACAAUUUCCCAGAAAGAACGAAACACACGAACAUGCGAGGAAGAAUGAACAGCAGUUAUACACUUCUAUUACAAACCCUGCCCCUGCCCGCAAUCUGACCCGCCGUAGACGUACACAAACUGAAAAUUGAAUAUCGGAGACAUCGGCAGAAAUCGGACAAAGUGAGUGGCCGAUACUACCUUAUGGCUGCGUCAAUAGAAGAGAAGAAAAUCCAGGAUGAGUUAUCGGCUAUAAUAAUUUGGGCGGAGCGAGUUCGCGUAGCGGUUGAUGAGGCAGAGUACUUCAAAGCCGACUGUCAAGAAGUAGGUAAGCAAGUGGAUCGGCUCUUACAAAUGCUCCGGAACGUUGCUCGGUUCGCCGGCUCAUCUCAGUCACUCUACGACCGGCCGAUUCGCCGCGUAAUUUCCGAGGUGUCAAGACACAUAGAGCGUGCCCUAACCCUAGUCCGGAAGUGCAAGCGUCGGAGCGUGCUACGACGUGUCGUCACCAUUGUAACUGCCGCCGACUUUCGGAAGCUGAUAAACCUGCUGGAAGCCUCCGUCGGCGACAUGAGAUGGCUUUUGAGUAUCUUCGACACUGAAAACGGCGGCGCUUCGGGCGGUAUAGUUCUUUCUUUGCCACCUAUAGCUAGUAAUGACCCGAUUUUAUCUUGGGUUUGGUCUUAUAUUGCUGCUAUACAUAUGGGCCAAUUAAGUGAUCGUAUUGAAGCCGCUAACGAAUUGGCUUCGCUGGCUAAAGAUAACGAUCGUAACAAGAAAAUUAUUGUUGAAGAGGGUGGAGUCCCUCCUUUACUUAGACUUUUAAAAGAAACCUCCUCGUGGGAGGCGCAAAUAGCGGCUGCCACGGCUCUGUUUAAUUUAGCAAAUGAACAAGAAAGAGUGAGGGUUAUAGUGAAUGAGCUUGGGGUUCCAAUUAUAGUGAAUGUUUUAAGUGAGUCUUUGAUGAAAGUUCAGAUUCAGGUGGCGAGUUUGGUGGCCAGAAUGGCGGAGCAUGAUAAUGUGGCACAGGAUGAUUUUGCGAGGGAGAAUGUGAUUAGGCCACUCGUGACGAUUUUAUCUUUCGAGACAUUUGUUGAUGAUCAAAGGACUAAUUUGGGUAAGCCGAGUAUUCAUUCACUUGUGCAGAUUAAUAAAGAAUUGGAGAAGAACACAAUGGUUGGUUCCAAGAGUUCUCGUCCUUACAUGCAUUUGUAUAGUGAAGGUAGUAGUAGUAGAUCAGGGCAGAAUAGGAAAGAGAGGGAGAAUGAGAAGCCUGAGGUGAAGAUAAAGUUGAAAAUUGCUUGUGCUGAGGCUUUGUGGAUGCUUGCAAGAGGGAGUGUGCCGAAUAGUAAGAGAAUAACAGAAACAAAGGGGUUGCUUUGUUUGGCAAAAUUGGUUGAAAAGGAACAAGGUGAAUUGCAGUCGAAUUGUUUGAUGACAAUAAUGGAGAUAACUGCUGCUGCUGAACGAAAUGCUGAUCUUAGACGUGCUGCUUUUAAGACUAAUUCUCCUGCUGCUAAAGCUGUUGUGGAUCAGCUUUUGAGGGUGAUUAAAGAUUUAGACCCAACAUUGCAAAUUCCUGCUAUAAAAUCAAUUGGCUCAUUGGCCAGGACUUUCCCAGCUAGAGAAACUAGAGUACUUGGUCCUUUAGUGGAUCAACUUAGUAAUAAGAACCCUGAAGUGGCAACUGAAGCUGCGAUUGCGUUGCAGAAGUUUGCUAGUCUUGAGAAUUUUCUCUGUAUGGAGCAUUCAAAGGCAAUUAUUGAGUUCAAUGGUGUUCCACCUCUGAUGAAACUGCUAAGGGGUAAUGAUCGGACGCAGUUGCAUGGAUUGGUUCUGCUCUGCUACCUUGCAUUACAUGCUGGCAAUAGCGAGGCUUUGGAACAAGCUAGGGUGUUGACCACCCUUGAGGGGGCUGACCGCACUGUGGUUUCACAGCAUCCUGAGUUGAAAGAUCUGCUGUCGAAGGCGAUAAACCACCUAAAUCUGUAUCAUCCUGGAGUUCAUUCUCAAAGGCUGGCAUAUGGGCCUUUAUAAUUCAAAUAUUUCGUUUUGGUAAAUUAUUGUGUUGAUACAUUUUUAUCAGAUGGAAAUAGGGGUACAAAAAAAACACAUUGUUGGC
Molecule: messenger RNA, 2137 nt
Organism: Pistacia vera
Lineage: Eukaryota; Viridiplantae; Streptophyta; Magnoliopsida; Sapindales; Anacardiaceae
Exons: 1
Coding region: 220-2052 (610 amino acids)
Biological process (GO): cell surface receptor signaling pathway
Molecular function (GO): protein binding
Source: RefSeq, a predicted model, not a curated record